Messenger RNA from Staurois parvus, 338 nucleotides. The record is from the annotation of a GenBank genome assembly. NCBI's taxonomy places the organism in Eukaryota, Metazoa, Chordata, Amphibia, Anura, Ranidae.
UGGUGGCACUGGUGGGUGGGCACAGGUGGGUGGCACAGGUGGGUGGCACUGGUGAGCACAGGUAGGUGGCACUUCUGGGCACAGGUGUGUGACACUGCAGAGUGGCACAGGUGGGUGCACUGCUGGGCACAGGUGGGCGGAGCUAGUGGGUGCACUGCUGGGCACAGGUGGGCGGAACUUGUGGGUGGCAUUGCUGGGCACCGAUCAUCAGGGCACUGAUCAUCAGUGGCCCUGAUGAUGGGUGCCAAUCCUCGCUCUGACAACUGCCGGUUCUCGGCAGUACUUUCCUCACGAUCUGACAGCGUGAGGAAAGUGCAGCCGAGAACCGGCACUUGCAU